Molecule: messenger RNA, 2331 nt
Organism: Bipolaris oryzae ATCC 44560
Lineage: Eukaryota; Fungi; Ascomycota; Dothideomycetes; Pleosporales; Pleosporaceae
Exons: 4
Coding region: 1-2331 (776 amino acids)
Biological process (GO): mRNA cis splicing, via spliceosome
Cellular component (GO): U2-type prespliceosome; U1 snRNP
Molecular function (GO): RNA binding; protein binding
Source: RefSeq, a predicted model, not a curated record
AUGAACGGAUUCCCGCCUCCAAUGGCGCCGUCCGGCUCUACUUGGACAAGUGCUAAAACUCCAGAUGGCAGGGAAUACUACUAUAACACGAUCACGAAGCUCACCACGUGGGAGAAGCCCGAUGAGUUGAAAGACGACGUCGAGCGCGCACUCCCUGGCACCGGCUGGGCAGCCCACUGGGCAGAUGGCAAGCGAUACUUUGCGCAUAUUGAGACCAAGCAGACAACGUGGACUGUUCCCGAUGUUGUUCAGCAGAAAAUCGACCAGAUGAGGCAGAGCCUGCCGCCCCAGCGACCUCCCCCAGUUGGUCCCUCUGGCUGGGCGGGGGGCCCACCCUCGAAUGCGCCGUCGUACGAGAACAGACGCCCCGAGCGCGACGAGUACCGUCCCGACCGCCAUGACCGCCGCGACGAUAGAGACCGAGAUCGCGAGUCUGGCUUCGCCGGCGAUCGACCCAACAUUAGUUUCACGGCAGGCACCGAGCUUCAGUUUUCCACGCCUCAAGAGGCCGAGGCUGCUUUCAUCAAGGUGCUUAAACAGAUCAAGGUCCAGCCUGACUGGUCGUGGCAGCAGGCUGUGCGCGCUGGUAUUCACGACCCUAACUGGCGCGCCAUACCAGAGCCCGAGAAGCGCGAGGAGGCUUUCCGGAAGUAUUGCGAAGAUCUGCGCGCCCAGGAAAAGCUCAAGGAGCAGGAUCGCCAGGCCAAGCUGCGCUCUGAUUUCACUGCAAUGCUGCGUUCGCACCCGGAGAUCAAAUAUUACACCCGCUGGAAGACUGCUCUUCCCAUUAUCGAAGACGAGACCAUUUUCCGCUCUGCCAAGGAUGACAAUGAGCGAAGGACCUUGUUCGAGGAAUACAUCAUCUCUCUCAAGAAGGCGCAUGAGGAAGAUGAGGAGGCGAGCAGAGAAUCCGCACUCGACCAAGUCAUGGGUCUGCUACAGGCACUGGAUCUGGAGCCCUUUACUCGCUGGCACACGGCUGAGGAAAAGCUGGAGCGCAACGAGGAGUUCAAGAGUGAAAAGUUCAAGACUUUGACUCGCCUAGAUGUCCUCGAUCAAUUUGAAAAGCAUAUCAGGCAGCUCCAGCGCGAGCAUAACGAUCGAGUUCAGGCCGAGCGACGCAUCAAGCGCCGUAUCGAGCGCAAGAACCGCGAUGCGUUCAUAGAUCUGCUUGGUGAACUCAGGCACAAAGGCGCGCUACGUGCUGGCAGCAAAUGGAAGGACAUUCAUGAGCUUGUCCAAGAGGAUGCCCGUUACACGGCCAUGCUUGGACAAAGCGGAUCGUCCCCUCUUGAUCUGUUCCGCGAUGCUCUCGAAGAAGAAGAGAGCAAGUUCCGUACCCUCCGCCGACGGGCCUUGGAUGUACUAGAGCAACAACGAUUUGAGGUUACCACAUCGACUCCUGUGGAAGAAUUCCUAACUGUCAUGCGAAAAGAUCCGCGCACAGCUGAUAUUGACGAACAGUCCAUGCACAGCAUCUACAACUACGUCCUCAACAAAGUGAAGAAACGCGAGGAAGAAGAACGACGAGACGAGGAGUCCAACGAACGCUAUGCCGUAGACAAGCUUCGCUCUGUUAUCAAGCACCUUGAUCCACCAGUGUCGGUGUCAGACGACUGGGAAGUGGUACGUCCCCGUGUUGAGAAGACAGACGAAUAUCGCGCACUGAAAUCAGAUACACUACGCGAAUUGGCAUUCGACAAGUACAUUUCCCGAUUGAAGGACAAAGAGCAUGAUCGUCGGGAUAGGAGCAGGCGCGAUGACCGCGACCGUGACAGGGAUAGACGUGAUCGAGAUCGUGAGUAUCGCAGCGGACAUUCUGAUUCUCACCGCCGUCAUCGUACACGCACUCGCUCACCUGAACAUGACCCGUACGCUGCAGAGCGUCGACGAGCAGUGCAAGAUAGGGAGGCACGCUACAGAAACAGCGACAGCACGGGCCUGUCUCCUCUUCCACGUCGCGACCGCCGAGAUGAUGAUCGGUAUGAGCGCUCUCGUCGAGGUUCUCUUGGAGAUCACUAUGGUCGUGAGCGCCGCGAGCGUGAAGUGGAACGUGAACGAUCUUACGUUAGCAGAGCCGACCCUCGUGAGGCGACUGUUAGUCUGCUCGACUACGGUGACAGCGGUGGCCGCACUUCCUCGACCCGACGCCGUCGCGACAGCGAAGAAAGCUCUAGUAGGCGCGAUCGAGAGACCAAGCGUGCACGCUACUCUCCCCGUGGUACGGACCGCAAGUCCAAGACCCCCGCUCCUGAAGCGUCGUCCAAGAAGGAAGAAGAAGAUCGCGCUCUCCGUAGUGGAAGCGAGGAGGGCGAGAUUGAGGAAGAUUAG